AUGACACAACCUCGAAAGACUAUUGCCGUAGUCAAUGCGGCUGGGCGACAAGCGGCAUCGCUCAUUCGCGUCGCAUCUGCUGUGGGAUAUAAUGUUCGCGCACAAAUCCACUCUCUCAAGGGAAUCGUGGCAGACGAGCUCCUAACCCUACCGAAUGUCACCCUCAUUCAAGGCCCGUUGCUCGACAACUCCGAGCUGAUGGACACCCUAUUCAAGGGUGCGUCCCUCGCCUUUAUCAACACGGUGUCACAGGCUGGUGAUGAGAUCACCAUCGGCCGUGCUCUAGCUUUGGCUGCGAAACGCGCCGGCACCAUCCAGCACUAUAUCUACAGCAGUAUGCCAGAUCACUCUGUCUAUGGACCCUGGCCCGCCCCGCCACAGUGGGCACCCAAGUUCACGGUCGAAAACUACGUGCGCCAGUUGGGUCUGCCAGCUACUUUUGUCUACGCCGGUAUCUACAACAAUAACUUCACCAGUCUCCCUUACCCGCUCUUCCAGAUGGAAGUCAUGCCAGAUGGCAGCUUCGAGUGGCAUGCACCCUUUGACCCAGAGACUCCCCUCCCUUGGCUGGAUGCCGAACACGACGUGGGUCCAGCUCUUCUCCAGAUCUUCAAAGAUGGACCGAAGACGUGGCACGGACACCGAAUCGCUCUCACUUUCGAAACUCUUUCUCCAAACCAAGUGUGCGCAGCCUUCUCCCGGGCUUUGAACCGACCAUGUCGAUACGUUCGUGAAUCCAAGAUCGAGAUCAAAGUCAAGAUCCCACCUGGAUAUCGAGAACAGCUUGAGAUGUUGGAAGUCCUGUUUGGCCAAUGCAGUGCCCCCUAUUUCCCCCAGCCCGAGUUCUCGCAACCGGCAGCCGGGUCACCGAAAGGAUUAGGUCCGGCCGGUGGAAAGGGUGCCGGAGCUGGCAUGAUGCAAGGACCGGGUGGUGUGGUUUCAUUGCGCGUGACAGAUGAGGCGCGACACCUCUGGCAAGGAUGGCGCGACAUGGAAGAGUAUGCGCGCGAGGUAUUCCCCGUCGAAGAAGAAGCCAACGGGUUGGACUGGAUGCUCUGA
Molecule: messenger RNA, 1059 nt
Organism: Penicillium taxi
Lineage: Eukaryota; Fungi; Ascomycota; Eurotiomycetes; Eurotiales; Aspergillaceae
Product: NmrA family NAD(P)-binding protein
Exons: 2
Coding region: 1-1059 (352 amino acids)
Source: RefSeq, a predicted model, not a curated record